Aspergillus melleus is the source of this 4794-nucleotide messenger RNA. It is a transcript of the gene SMC2, whose product is annotated as condensin subunit SMC2. Bases 352 to 3732 code for a protein of 1126 amino acids. Gene Ontology annotation, cellular component: chromosome. Lineage: Eukaryota; Fungi; Ascomycota; Eurotiomycetes; Eurotiales; Aspergillaceae. The transcript is spliced from 5 exons. Gene Ontology annotation, molecular function: ATP binding; ATP hydrolysis activity; protein binding. Gene Ontology annotation, biological process: chromosome organization. The record is from RefSeq and is a predicted model, not a curated record.
AGUCCGCCCAGUCCCUCUGCGAACUCCCCCCGCGCCCCCCAUCGAUUCCCUAACGCCCUCCCAUGCGCUUGAGUUUCUAGUUGAUGGGGCUGGCUUGGAGUUGCAACCAUGAGGAUUACGGAGAUCGUUAUUGACGUGAGUUUUUCGUGCCGCUUCUUGCGCAGUCAAAAGAGAGGGGAGGGCAGAAAGAGCGGUGAUUGCUAACAAUCGAGGCGAUAGGGUUUCAAAUCGUACGCCGUGCGUACAGUGAUUUCAGGAUGGGAUGAAUCAUUCAACUCGAUCACGGGCCUUAACGGCAGUGGUAAAUCCAACAUCUUGGAUGCCAUUUGUUUCGUCCUUGGUAUUACGAAUAUGACCACCGUUCGCGCGCAGAACCUGCAAGAUCUUAUUUACAAGCGUGGUCAAGCUGGCGUGACCAAAGCCAGUGUGACAAUCGUUUUUGACAACCGCGACACCGCAAAAUCGCCCAUCGGUUUCGAAGAAUAUGCCAACAUCUCCGUGACCAGACAGAUCGUUCUCGGCGGCACGAGCAAAUACUUGAUCAAUGGCCAUCGUGCGCAGCAACAGACGGUGCAGAAUCUGUUCCAGAGCGUGCAACUCAACAUCAACAACCCCAAUUUUCUGAUUAUGCAGGGCCGGAUUACGAAGGUUCUGAAUAUGAAGGCAGUUGAGAUUCUGUCGAUGAUCGAGGAAGCGGCUGGUACGCGGAUGUUCGAGGAUAGGCGCGAGAAGGCCGUGAAGACAAUGGGCAAGAAGGAAUUGAAGUUGCGCGAAAUCGAGGGCCUGCUGAAGGAAGAGAUCGAGCCUAAGCUGGAAAAACUGAGAUCUGAGAAGCGAGCGUUCUUGGAUUUCCAACAGACUCAGAACGAUCUCGAGCGGUUGACUCGCUUGGUUGUGGCUCAUGACUACCUUCGUGGGGGUGAGCGAUUGCGGGUUACCGGCGAGGAGUGCGAAGCGAAAAGACGCAAGGUUCAAACGCUCGAAGAUAAUGCGACGAGGCUUAAGAGUGAGAUAAACCAUCUGGAAGAAGACGUGAAGCGAGUGCGAACCGCUCGCGACAAGGAAUUACGAAAGGGGGGCAAGUUCCAGGCUCUCGAGGAUGAAGUCAAAUCGCAUUCGCAUGAACUCGUUCGGCUGACCACGGUGUUCGACUUGAAGAACGCUAGUAUUUCUGAGGAACAGGAGAAGCAAAAGGAGGUCCACAAAACCGUGAAAGACCUGGAGAAACUUCUGAAGGAAAAGAAGAAGAUCUACGACAAACUGCAGGCCCAAUACGACUCCGCUAAAGCCGAACUGGACGCUCAAACCGCCGAGGCGGAACAAAAGGAGGAAUUGCUCCAGACAUUGCAGACCGGUGUGGCAUCGAAAGAAGGCCAGGAAAGUGGAUACCAAGGUCAACUACAAGAUGCCCGUAACCGUGCCAGUACCGCUGCCACGGAGCAAGAACAAGCCAAGCUGAAGAUUGCGAACUUGGAAAAAAGAAUCAAGGAAGAGGAACCAAGAGCGAAGAAGGCCAAGGAGCAGAAUUCAGGCCUUUUGAAGGACCUCGAAGGUCUCAAAUCGCAAGCCAAGAAGCUCGAUGCGGAGCUGGCUAAACUUGGUUUUGAACCAGGCAGAGAGGAGCAGCUCUACCGGGAGCAAACGACUCUACAAAAAGAAAUCCGCGAGUUGCGUCAAAGCGCGGACGGCCUCCAACGCAGGGUCGCAAACAUCGACUUUCAAUAUGCCGAUCCUCACCCCAACUUCGAUCGGUCCAAGGUCAAAGGAUUAGUGGCCCAGCUGUUCGCACUGAACAAGGAGAAGCUUCAGGCUGCCACUGCGCUGGAGAUCUGUGCUGGAGGUCGUUUGUACAACGUCGUUGUCGACUCCGCAGAAACGGGUACCCAACUGCUCCAGAAGGGAAGACUCCGCAAGCGAGUGACGAUUAUCCCGUUGAACAAAAUCUCAUCGUUCAAGGCAUCUGCCGAGAAGAUCGGGGCAGCCCAGAACAUUGCUCCCGGGAAGGUAGACCUGGCCUUGUCACUCAUUGGAUAUGACGAAGAAGUCACGGCGGCCAUGAACUAUGUUUUUGGCAAUACUCUGAUUUGCAAUGAUGCCGAUACGGCGAAGAGGGUCACUUUUGAUCCGGCGGUGCGGGUGAAAAGCGUUACAUUCGACGGCGAUGUCUACGAUCCUUCUGGUACUCUCUCUGGUGGUAGCUCUCCGAACUCAAGCGGGGUGCUUGUUACCCUGGGAAAGCUCAAUGAGAUCACGAGAGAGAUCAGGAGCAAGGAGCGUCUGUUGGCUACUUUGGAAGAUACCAUGAGAAAAGAGAAAAAGAAGCUUGAUGCUGCUCGCUCGAUCAAGCAGGAAUUGGACCUGAAGAACCACGAGAUUACGCUCACGGAAGAGCAGAUCAGCAACAACUCUUCCUCAUCGAUUAUCCAAGCGGUCGAGGAGAUGAAGGCAAACAUCCAGCAGUUGAAGAACGACAUUGCCGACGCGAAGACUCGUCAGAGUGAAGCAUCCAAGGAUAUUAAGCGAAUUGAGAAGGACAUGAGUGAGUUCAACAACAACAAGGAUAGCAAGCUCGCAGAGCUGCAAGAGUCGCUGGAUUCUCUUAAAAAGAGUCUCGCGAAGAACUCAAACUCCGUCAAGACACUGCAGAAGGAGCUUCAAGAUUCACGAUUGGAAUCGGAACAAGUUGGUGGAGAUCUUUCAGCGGCCGAGGAGCAAAGUGCCGAGGCCGAGAAUACUCUCCAAUCACAGAUGGAAGAGAUCGAGUCGAUGAAGAGGGACCAAGCUCGUAUCAAGGACGCCCAUGAUAUGGCUCAAGCACAGCUUGACGAUGAACGGGCCAAGCUGACUGGUUUUGACGACGAGCUGCGGGACUUGGACGCGACGAUGAAGGCGAAGAACUCUCAGAUUACCGAAGAGGGUCUCGAGAUGCAGAAGCUUGGUCAUCAACUGGAGAAACUGCAGAAGGACCAACAAGCUGCUGCCCAGGCCGUCGCUCACAUGGAAGACGAGCAUGAGUGGAUCGCAGAUGAAAAGGACAACUUCGGACGGCCCAACACUGCGUACGACUUCAAGAACCAGAACAUCGCCGAGUGCAAAUCGACAUUACGCAACUUGACAGAACGAUUCCAGGGAAUGAAGAAGAAGAUCAACCCUAAGGUGAUGAACAUGAUCGAUAGCGUGGAAAAGAAGGAGGCUGCGUUGAAGAACAUGAUGAAGACGGUCAUUCGAGAUAAGCGCAAGAUCGAGGAGACCAUCAUCAAUCUCAACGAGUACAAGAAGGAGGCUCUCCACAAGACAUGGACCAAGGUCAACGCCGAUUUCGGACAGAUCUUCUCCGAACUGCUCCCCGGUAGUUUUGCGAAGUUGGAUCCUCCCGAAGGCAAGGAUAUCACCGACGGUCUGGAAGUCAAGGUAUCUCUGGGUAAGGUUUGGAAACAGAGUCUGACAGAACUGAGUGGUGGUCAACGAUCUCUCAUCGCUCUUUCGCUCAUUAUGGCUCUCCUGCAAUUCAAACCGGCACCGAUGUAUAUUCUGGACGAGGUCGAUGCGGCACUGGACUUGUCGCACACGCAGAACAUCGGUCGUCUGAUCAAGACCCGGUUCAAGGGGUCUCAGUUCAUCAUCGUUUCCUUGAAGGAUGGCAUGUUCCAGAAUGCCAACCGGAUCUUCCGAACGAGGUUCAGUGAGGGAACCAGUAUUGUCCAGGCUCUCACUCCUGCGGACAUGAAAUGAUCGUGCUGAGGUGGAGGGCUCUGCUCUUUUCGUGCCUAAUUAUAGUGUCUGCAUCUUUCUUUUCUUGCUGUCCAUAUUCUUACGUUGUUGGUAUUUGGUGAUUGAUUUCUCCGACAGUUUGGUCAUUUCUGGGUUGGCAUUGCGGGACAGGUCAUGAAGGACUUUUUAUGAAGGUGUUUCUCGGAUCGUGUAUAUGGAGAAUAUUUUGUGUGAUUUUGGCUAUUUUUACCUGUGAUGAUACACGCUUGAUAAUGAAUCCAUGUUAUGGAACCAGAGAACCUGAGGCAUCGGCAAAGUAGGCAAACACCCGAGCCCCAACCGACUAAUCCAACGGGUGCUCGUCCUCUCCUUUCUUCUUCUCACUCCCCACCUUCUUCCUCUCUUCACCCCCCACAUCUCUUGUCGCUGUCACCGACCCCUGGAGGCAUCAUUGUUGUUUCUUAUUCAGCGCCUCUGUGACGUAUUCCGCAUCUGUACUUACAAUCCCCACUUCGCCGGUUAGUGCGAGACAUUGGCGUUCCCGAAUUCACCGCCACAUAAUUACAUUGUCCAUUCGCCGCGGCAUCUCUAUUACGCCGAUCCACUUACUACCAAGCGUCCGGGCGAUUUCUUCGACGGGUUACCGGAAAAUAGCCUCUAGACAAAAGAGUGCAGUAUUUCGAUACCUUCACCUCAACCGUCAAUCAUUCCGACACCUCCGCUGGAUUGAUUCCGACCGAUCGUCCACAUCCCCGUGUCCAUACCCCGUACCUCACCUCUCUCUCCACUCCACCCACACCCGACACAAUGGAUGAGGAACCUUCCCUGAACAUUCCCUCGCUCCUCACCCUCGCGGUUGUGUCUUACUUUGUUAUCCGCUGGUUUAUGAACCGGGAUGGGUCGGCUGGCACAGGUGGCGGUCGGAGUCGUGCCCGUGGCGUCGUUGAUCCAGCCCAAGUCGAACAAAUAUCCCAGAUGUUCCCUCAGUUGAGCACGCGCGAUAUCAUGUGGGAUUUGCAACGCAACGGAGGCAACGUUGCGGCAACAACGGAGAGAAUCUUGACUGGACGGGGGUUGGAAACG